AUGGCCGACAACCCCCUCCCCACCUCGACCCCAAUCCUAAUAAUCGGCGCAGGCCCUGUCGGGUUGUCCCUCGCAAUCGAACUCCGCCUGCACAACAUCCCCGUAACAAUCCUCGACCGCACCCCCGCAAUCGAAGACAGCCACCCAAAAGGCCGCGCAAACGACAUGCGCACGGUCGAACACUACCGACGCUGGGGGGUAAGUGACGAGAUCCGGGAUCUAGCGUGGAAAACGGCGAAUCCAAGGCAGGAACUUGUUAUUACUCAGACGCUGCUUGAAGAGCCGAUUGGGAGGUUUCCGUUAAGGCUUGGGAGGGACGCUGUUGAGUCGGGGGUCUUCGUUGCGGAGCCCUCGCUUAGUGUACCCCAGCCGGUCCUCAUACGUGUUCUAGAGCGCAAGGCGAGGGAGCUCGGUGCGUUGGUUUUGCGCGGGUGGGAGGCUACGGAUGUUAUUGAGGAUGGUGAGCAGAUGAUCACCACAGUCCGCGCCCCAGAUGGCUCAUCACACACCAUCACAUCCUCGUAUGUAAUCGGCGCCGACGGCCCGAACAGCCUCGUGCGCCGCAAAGCAGGUAUUGACCAAGACGGGACGGGUCCGCUGGGUCGAACAUGGACGUACGUCGUUCGCAGCGAAGGAUACCCCAUCUCGAAUCUCAUCGCCGGCAAGAAAUACGCUGCGCUCGGCAUGCUCAUGGUCGUGAACGCCAAUGCAAGCAGUAUACUCAGUAUCCCUGGCUCCGACGAAUGGGGGUUUGGUAUCCUCCGCACGGGCGCCCAGAGCGGGGAGGAACCAUCCGACGACGAGGUGAAAUCCUCCGCACAGAACCUCCUCGGUACUCCGACCAACAUCGAGAUCAUAAGUCGAUCCUCAUACGCAUCCAUGACCCGCGUCAGCAAGCAAUACCGCCGUGGCCGCUUCUUCAUCGCCGGCGACGCAUGCCACGUCUGUCCGCCGACAGGUGGCCAUAAUAUGAACACGGGCGUUGAAGACGCCGUGAACCUUGCGUGGAAAAUUGCCGCUGUUUUGCAGGGUUGGGGUGGCGAGGAUCUACUGGAUAGCUACGAGGCUGAGCGACGGCCUGUUGGGGAGCGUGUUUCGGGUGUUGCGAUGGCGAAUAGUCUUGCGAUGCAGAAGGCUGAUGGCUUCUUGAAUGAGGAUCGGGCCGUGGGGCUCUCGGGAACCGAGAAGGCACAAGCUAUUUAUGAAAAGACGUACACGCAGUGGAACUCGUACGGCGUCGUCCUCGGCCAGCGGUACGGUUCCUCGCCGGUUAUUAUCCGAGACGGCUGGGACGAUGCGCCGGCUUGGAAUCCAACGGAGUACUGGCCCCAUGCGCGGCCAGGCCAUCGUGCGCCGCAUCUCUGGUUGGAGGAUGGGAGGGCGUUGUAUGAUUGUCUCGGGAGGGAUUUUACGUUGCUCACUAUCGGUGUGAGGAGAGAUACUGUUGAGGAGUUCGUAGCGGCAGCGAAUAAGGUUGGGGUUCCGGUUGAGGUGCUUGAGGUUACGCUUGAGAUCGCGCAGGAGAAGUAUCCGGCGACGUUGACGCUUAUUCGGCCGGAUGGGUAUGUUGCCUGGCAGGGAGAGCGGGAUGAGUGUGAUCCUGUGGAUGUUAUCCGGCGUGUUUCUGGGAAUGGACCACGGCUUCGGGAUCUCAAGUUAUAG
Aspergillus calidoustus is the source of this 1662-nucleotide messenger RNA. Lineage: Eukaryota; Fungi; Ascomycota; Eurotiomycetes; Eurotiales; Aspergillaceae. The record is from the annotation of a GenBank genome assembly.